Messenger RNA from Phalaenopsis equestris, 2376 nucleotides. RefSeq names its product lysM domain receptor-like kinase 3. Bases 341 to 2185 code for a protein of 614 amino acids. The record is from RefSeq and is a predicted model, not a curated record. The transcript has 12 exons. NCBI's taxonomy places the organism in Eukaryota, Viridiplantae, Streptophyta, Magnoliopsida, Asparagales, Orchidaceae. Gene Ontology annotation, biological process: protein phosphorylation; innate immune response. Gene Ontology annotation, molecular function: ATP binding; transmembrane receptor protein kinase activity.
UCUCGCACUUUACUUCACAAAUCCAAAUCACGAAAUGAAGUAUUUUAACCUCACUUCCAUCUCCUUUUGUCUGUUCUGUUUGGACACCAACGAGCCCAUGGUCUCCUCUGCCGCCAUUAAUUACGUCAACCUUCUUCACCCCAAUCCUCACAAAUGGCUGCUCCACCGAGGCCGACCAACCAUUCACGGCUGCCGACCAACUAUAAACCUCGGCCUGCUCUUCAGUCUGGGGUCCUCCGCUUCUUCUAUCAUCCGAAGGAGAAUGCUUCGCCUUCUCCCGAUCAGUGCUGCCGAAAUCUAGGGUUACGGUUCGGAUCGCUUCUUGUUGCCAUCGUAGAAGAUGUCUGCCGCCAUUCUUACCGUCCUCAUGAUCGCAUCGCUCUUGCCUAUCUCUGAGUCGGGGUGCACGAGGGUUUGCGACCUCGCUAUUGGAUCGUACUACGUCCCCCCCAAUCUCAAUCUUUCCUACAUUUCCGCCCUAUUCGGCAUUUCAUCCUACGAUGAGAUACAGCCUUACAACCCUGCUAUUGUCAAUAGAAACAGCAUCCUUUCCGGGUCAAGAAUUAAUGUUUCAUUUCCCUGCAACUGUAUCGACGGCGGCUUUCUGGGCCACACCUUCACGUAUGUGAAAGUUGGAAAUGAGACGUAUGACCGGAUUGUCACUGAUUACGCUAAUCUUACUACUUCGGAUGGUCUAUCGAAGGUUAACGGUCAUCCGCUCACGAGGAUUUCUGAUAGGGGGAGGAUUAAUGUGACUGUUACUUGCUCUUGCGGAAACCAGUCGGUGUCGCUGGACUAUGGGCUGUUUGUGACGUAUCCGCUGAGAGCUGGAGAUAGCCUCGAAUCGUUGGCGGACGGCUAUGGAUUUUCGGGGAAGGAGGAGCUGCUACAGAGGUUCAAUCCUGGCAAGAAUUUUAGUGCGGGGGAAGGCAUUGUGUUUAUUCCAACCAAAGAUCCAACAGGAAGCUAUCGCCCUCUUAUUUCAAGCAACACAUCUGGAUUAACAGGCGGAGCUUUAGGUGGAAUAUGUGUAGCUGGAGCGGUUGGAUUUCUGGUGGCUAUUUGCUUCUCUUGCAGGUUUUGUAGGACAAAGAAAGCAAGCACCCCUGCAUUGCCUGCACUGCAAUUUGACAAUAACACAAAUAUGCAUGCAAAUGCUUCGGCAUCUGCAACAGACAGAAGUCAAGAGCUGAUUCCCAGUAUUGGUACACCAUUCACAGGCAUCACUAUUGAUAAAUCUGUGGAGUUUUCUUAUCAAGAGCUGGCUAAGGCUACUAAUGAUUUUGAUUUGUCUAAUAAAAUCGGCGAAGGUGGAUUUGGUGCUAUUUACUAUGCCGAGUUAAGAGGAGAGAAAGCUGCUAUUAAGAAAAUGGAUACGCAGGCAUCUAAAGAAUUCCUCGCUGAACUCAAAGUUUUAACACAUGUCCAUCACUUGAAUUUGGUGCGGCUGAUUGGCUAUUGCACUGAGAGAUCGUUGUUCCUUGUUUAUGAAUAUAUUGAAAAUGGCAACUUAAAGCAACAUUUACGUGGGUCCAGAGGGAGAGAUCCCCUGCCUUGGUCUGCUAGAGUGCAGAUUGCCCUUGAUGCAGCGAGGGGGUUGGAGCACAUUCAUGAGCAUACUGUUCCAGUAUAUGUCCACAGGGAUAUCAAAUCGGCAAACAUUUUGAUUGAUAAAAAUUUUCAUGGAAAGGUUGCAGACUUCGGAUUGGCAAAACUCACAGAAGCUGUGAGUACAUCAUUGAUGACUCGUCUGGUUGGAACAUUUGGCUAUAUGUCUCCAGAAUAUGCCAAGUAUGGUGAUGUUUCUCCCAAGGUGGAUGUGUACGCUUUUGGCGUUGUACUUUAUGAGCUGAUUUCAGCCAAAGAAGCUAUAGUAAAGUCUAAUGAAUCUGCUACUGAAUCCAAAGGCUUGAUAUCUCUGUUUGAAGGCGCUCUUAAGCAAGAGGAACCAAUGGAAGAACUUCGGAGCCUAGUGGAUGCUAGGCUUGGCGACAACUAUCCAAUUGAAUCCGUGCUGAAGAUGGCCCAGCUUGCCAGAGCUUGCACCCAGGAAAAUCCCCAGCUGCGGCCUAGCACGAGAUCUAUUGUAGUUGCACUAAUGACUCUAUCCUCCCCCAAUGAGGAGUGGGACAUGGGAUCCUUCUAUGGGACCCAAACCCUUGUACAUCUCAAUCCUGGAAGGUAAAAUCCUGUCUUAUUUUCCCCCUCCCUGAUCUCAACUGAAAUUUGUAAAUUUGUAAAGCUGAGACUUUGCCGGCUUUAGUAGCUUUCUGCCAAUCAUUGAAGUUGGUGAUUGGUAUGUAAAGCUUAUGAUGGUUAGUUAGCUUGCUUGCUUUGGCCCUUCCAAAAGUAUCCUAUUUGUAUAAUCCUAAUGUA